AUUUUUAUGACGUGUUCAUAUGACGUUUGUGUUCGCCAUGUAUAAUAUGCAACAGACUACAUUUGGUUCAAGCAAUGAAUAUAUUUGUUCCACUGUUGUUUUUACAUCAGCGCGUUUGCAAUAAAGUGCCAAAAUCAGCUGAAAAGUCAAAAAUGGGCAAACGGUUUCAGAUUUUAUUUAAAUUUUGACUGAAAUGGCUGCAAAACGUAGAAUUGCUUUUGAUCUAAAUGAAUUUAAAAAAAAAUAUUGUCUAUUACAAAAUAUUCCAAAUGUAUUCGCUUACAACUUAAAUGUAUCUGAAAGCAAGUAUUUGCCUGGAACAUGCAAAUUUUACGCGGAACUUAAUCCAGAACGUACGCAACUGCGAAGGCACCCUCAAACCAUUUCCUCAUUGAGACCAAAGUUUGAUGAAAAUAUGUUUAAUUUCAAGAAAAUAAAUCCCAAUGAGCAGUUAAUGCAAAUUACAUAUAAUGAUAUCAAAGUGGAUAUGAUAAUCAACAGAAGUCCACUAACUCCAUUUCAUACAUUAAUUAUUCCUGAUCUAAAUGGAGAACAUGCACAACACAUUACUAUAGUGAGUUUAAACUUUAGCAUCAGACUAUUGCUUGAUCUACAAGAAACAACUUUUCGCAUUGGUUAUAACAGUCCAGGAGCAUUAGCGUCAGUUAAUCACUUGCAUUUGCAUUUAAUUAACUUAGAUAAAGUCUUAUACAUAGACAUAGCAGAACUGGAACUAAUAAGCGAGGACUACAUUUAUAGGCUUCAUCCUCAUAUGCCUACAGAAGCGAUUUGUUUUGUUGUGGACAAGAGUGAUAGUGAAAUAUUAUUAGACGUUAAAAUAAAACAGAUUUAUGAUUUUGUAAUGUGGCUAUGUGAAAAUAAUUUUCCGCAUAAUAUUUUUAUGACUAAAUGCAUUAAUAGCAUCAAUAAACUAAAAAUAUUUAUUUACUACAGACAAGAAUUCUGCGUUAUUAAGGAUUUGAGUUAUUAUAACAUUGCUUUCUGUGAACUCUCUGGAUACGUGCCUGUUGGUGAUAAAAGCUUAUUCGAUAAGCUGACUGAGAAAGAUGUCAUUGAAAGAAUUCAGAAUGAAAGUGGGAAAAUUUCUAAAAAUAUUUAUGAUUACUUUAAUAAAAAAAUGUAAAC
Molecule: messenger RNA, 1146 nt
Organism: Teleopsis dalmanni
Lineage: Eukaryota; Metazoa; Arthropoda; Insecta; Diptera; Diopsidae
Product: GDP-D-glucose phosphorylase 1
Exons: 4
Coding region: 194-1144 (316 amino acids)
Biological process (GO): glucose metabolic process
Cellular component (GO): cytoplasm
Molecular function (GO): GDP-D-glucose phosphorylase activity
Source: RefSeq, a predicted model, not a curated record